Messenger RNA from Nicotiana attenuata, 2112 nucleotides. Its product is annotated as polygalacturonase-1 non-catalytic subunit beta-like. Bases 384 to 1856 code for a protein of 490 amino acids. The record is from RefSeq and is a predicted model, not a curated record. Lineage: Eukaryota; Viridiplantae; Streptophyta; Magnoliopsida; Solanales; Solanaceae. The transcript is spliced from 3 exons.
AAUAAAAUCCAACAAACCCGAUAUUCUCACUUUUUUUCCUUACUUAAAAAUGCACACUAACACUCUGCUUUUAUGCAUUUUCCUCCUUUUCAGGGUAAUUGUUGCCAGAUUCUGGCGAUUCAAUAAACCCUUUUACCCCAAAAGCAUAUUUGAUUCGUUACUGGAAGAAACAGAUUUCAAAUGAAUUACCAAAACCUUGGUUUCUUCUCAAUAAAGCAUCACCAUUAAAUGCUGCAAUUGCAACUUACUCAAAACUAGCAGGGGAUCAAGAAUCUCUCUCAAAGGAGAUUUCCUCCUUUUGCUCCUCUGCUAAUCUUCUCUGUUUCCCUGACAUAUCAUCAAGUCUAGAGAAACAUGGUCAAGAUGUGCAAUUUUCUUCCUACAUGAGCAAGAAUUUCACCAACUAUGGAUCUAAAUUGCCACGCGGUUUCGACAGCUUCAAGAAAUAUGCUGAGAAUGACAACCUUCCCGUGAAUUCAUUCCGUCAAUACAGCCGUGGUGGUGCUGGCCAUGAUGAUAUGUUUUCCACUUACGCCCCAAAUGGAAAUGUGGUUGAUCAAAGCUUCAACACAUACGGCACAGGCCUUUCUGCUGGUGGGGUUGGUGAUUUCAAGAACUACGCCCCCAAUGUCAACGUCCCUAAUCUACGGUUCACCACCUAUUCUACUGAGGUAGCGGGCAGAAAGCAAUCUUUUACGAGCUAUACAAAAGAUACAAAUUCCGGGGACCAAUCUUUCACAAGCUACGGUAGAAAUAGUAACGGAGCAGUUAACGAUUUCACCAGCUAUGCUAAUAACUCCAAUGUUAUAGGCUCAACAUUUACCAACUAUGGCGAAUCAGGAAAUGGUGGGGGCAACACCUUCAAAUCCUACGGGUCUAAUGCAAAUGUACCAGAAAAUACUUUCAAAAAUUAUGGUGUUGAUGGUAAUGCUCCUUUCGAGACUUUUAUUAAUUAUCGUGACAAGUCUAAUGUUGGAGAUGAUAAAUUCACAUCGUACGUGGAUGAUCCAAAUGCUGGCAGAGCUAAUUUCGAGAAUUAUGGUCAGUCAUUUGGUGAAGGGUCUGAUACAUUCAAUAAAUAUGGAUCUGGUAUUACUGAUGCUCAAACAGUUGGAUUCAAGACUUAUGGUGUGAACACGACUUUUAAAGAGUAUGGAAAAACAGUUGUCACAUUUGCUGACUAUAAGAACAAGACCAUUAAUCAGGUUUCGGUUUCAUCUUCCUUGGUGUCUGAUAAAAAUGCCAAAAACAAGUGGAUUGAGCCGGGGAAAUUUUUCAGAGAAAAAAUGUUAAAAACAGGAACUAUAAUGGCAAUGCCUGAUAUUCAAGAUAAAAUGCCAAAAAGAUCAUUUUUGCCUAGAGUGAUAGCUUCAAAAUUACCAUUUUCUACCUCAAAAAUUAGUGAACUAAAGACAAUUUUCCACGCCGGAGACGAUUCUCAGAUGGGGAAAAUGAUGAGCGAUGCAUUAACGGAGUGUGAAAGAUCGCCGAGCGCCAGCGAGACCAAACGUUGCGUUAACUCAGUUGAGGACAUGAUUGACUUUUCCACCUCAGUGUUAGGUCGAAACGUUGUCGUUCGAACAACUGAGAAUACAAAGGGGUCAAAGGGAAAUAUUAUGAUAGGAUCAGUCAAAGGAAUCAAUGGCGGGAAAGUAACCAAAUCAGUUUCUUGUCAUCAGAGUUUGUUCCCGUACUUAGUUUACUAUUGCCAUUCGGUUCCUAAAGUUCGGGUAUACGAAGCGGAUAUUUUGGAUCCGAAUUCAAAGGCUAAGAUUAAUCGUGGCAUUGCCAUCUGUCAUGUGGACACGUCAUCUUGGGGAGCCAAUCAUGGUGCUUUUAUUGCACUUGGGUCGUGACCCGGGAAGAUUGAAGUUUGUCAUUGGAUCUUUGAGAAUGAUAUGACUUGGGCAGUUGCUGACUAAAAUGGAUCCUCCAUUGUUCUUAUUCGGGUCGGAUCAUUUAGGAUUACCAAAGAAAAUAACGCUAAACCACUUGUUUGGCCCUAUAGUUAUCAUAAACAACUUUAUAUAUAAGUAUUAUUACACACAGUCAAUUUUCUUGUUCUGAUUGUCAAUCUAAUUUUGAUGCCACUUGUUAAGCUUGUUUUCCUAA